CUACUUUGGAUUUCCCCGGAAGUGAGGUGGCCACUCGGAGGAGCAAGCCAAAGAUAAACACGUAUCGGAGACUCAGGCGUCUUUGGGACUUGGGGUAUAUAAAUGUUAGUUAAAAUAGACAGCGAAAUGCUUGAAGAAGGGAAAAGUAAUUGGUCGUAAUAUAGUUGAGGGACUUGAUACAUCUUGUAAUCAUAGUGAACGCCCCAAUCAAAGCGUUGGAACAAGAUCAACAAGUGAAUUCCGUGACAAAAACGACAUCGAGUCCCUGUAGAUACUGCCUACACCAUGGUGCGUGCAGGCCUGGUGACUGCCACCAGUCUGGCUCUGACUGGCGCUGUGAUUGCCCAUGCCUACUUUCUCAAACACCAGUUCUACCCCACUGUGGUCUACCUCACUAAGAGUAGCCCCAGUAUGGCAGUGUUGUACAUCCAGGCGUUUGUGUUGGUGUUCCUGUUGGGAAAGUUCAUGCGUAAAAUCUUCUUCGGACAGCUGAGAGCUGCGGAGAUGGAGCAUCUGAUAGAGCGAUCCUGGUAUGCUGUCACAGAGACGUGUCUGGCCUUUACCGUGUUCAGGGAUGACUUCUCUCCCCGCUUCGUAGGCCUCUUCACCCUGCUGCUCUUCAUCAAGUGCUUCCACUGGCUGGCUGAGGACAGGGUGGACUUUAUGGAGAGAAGUCCUAAUAUAUCCUGGGUCUUCCACUUCAGGGUGUUCUCUCUCAUGGUGUUGCUGGGAAUCCUGGACUUCCUGUUUGUUAACCAUGCCUGUCACAGUAUCAUCACCCGAGGGGCCUCUGUCCAACUAGUCUUUGGAUUUGAGUAUGCCAUCCUGAUGACAAUGGUGCUCACCACCUUCAUCAAGUACACCCUCCACACUGUUCACCUCCAGAGUGACAACCCCUGGGACAACAAAGCAGUUUACAUGCUCUACACCGAGCUCUUCACUGGUUUCAUCAAGGUCCUCCUGUACAUGGCAUUCAUGACCAUCAUGAUAAAGGUGCACACCUUCCCCCUAUUCGCCAUCCGGCCCAUGUACCUGGCUAUGAGGCAGUUCAAGAAAGCAGUAACUGAUGCCAUAAUGUCCCGGCGAGCCAUCCGCAACAUGAAUACACUUUACCCAGAUGCCACUCCUGAAGAUCUGCUGGCUUCAGACAACGUAUGUAUCAUCUGUCGUGAAGAGAUGGUGACUGGAGCCAAGAAACUUCCCUGCAACCAUAUCUUCCACUCUAGUUGCCUUCGCUCCUGGUUCCAGAGACAACAGACGUGUCCUACAUGUCGUAUGGAUGUACUCCGGGCCUCUAACCCCAAUCAGCCUCCCACCCCAGCCCCUGCCCAGCCUCCUGCCCCAGCAGCACCCGCCAACGCCCCUGUCCCUGGUCCACCUGGGAACGUUGGCCCUGGAAUGAUGCCCCACUUCCCCCCAGGGCUGUUUCCUUUCUGGGGCCCCUUCCCUGGAGCGGCUCCCCCUGCUGAUGCUCACGUUGCCCCAGGGGCCACAGACGCCCCUGGGGCCACAGAGGCGGCUCAGACUCAGGGCGCUGGUACCAGUCAUUCCACAGGGGCCAGUACAGUCGGUGCUGCUCCUGCUCCAGGAGGCCCUAUGCCUGGGUUCCCCUUCCCCUCCUUCCCACCCCCACCAUUCCCCUCAGCUCCGUGGCUGACUAUGCCACCACCUCCACCGUUUGUGUCAUCCAUGCCCCCUCCUCCCCCAGCCCUGUCCACCAUGUCAGAGGCUGAGCUGAGGGAGCUGGAGCAGGGGGGCCGUAGAGGCCUGGAGGCCAGACUGCAGUGUCUCCACAACAUCCACACUCUACUGGACGCUGCCAUGCUCAACAUCCACCACUACCUCACUACCGUCGCCACGCUCACUCCUCCUCAGUCAGAAACCAGCAGCGCUGCUGGAGAGGCCAGCGGAUCAUCUCCUCCCUCCACUAGUGCAGAAACCCAGGAGAACCAGGAGAAUGACUCUCAGAGCAGUACAGCCGCUGAACCUGAAGCUGUGAAUGGGGCCACAGGUUUCUCCCAGCCAGACUCUACCACGAUGGACGACAGUGAAGACAAGCGGGAUGAAGAGGAAGGAGAUGGAGAGGAAGUCGGCGAAGACGGAGAGCCCAACCCUUCAGAGCUGAGGCGCCGUCGUCUCCGCAAGCUCGAGACCACAACCCCUCCUCCUGACCACUGAUACAUGCCUACUGAUGCAUUCUGGGAACUGACUUAUCAAUCAAUACAUUAUUGAUUACCAAUCAAUAAUAAGAGAUGUAUUUUAUUUUUUCUCUUUUUCCCCUCCUGGCUCUGCAUUUUGUGCUGUUUAAACUCAGACAGCCAAAGAGAGAGGAAGAAGGAACAACCAUUUUGUUGUUGGAACAUAUUAAAAGCAAGAUUAUUUUCUUUUUCAACUGCCUGACAUCUUACGAUCCAUAUGCAGGUGUUUUGUUUCACCACUCUUCACCCAAUACUGAGGAGUGAUAUUCAAACACACAGACCGAACUUCUUCAAAUACAGACCUGGCCGGAGACGGGACUUCUUCAAAUACAGACCUGACCGGAGACUGGACUUCUUCAAAUACAGACCUGACCGGAGACCGAACUUCUUCGAAUACAGACCUGACCGGAGACCGAACUUCUUCGAAUACAGACCUGACCGGAGACAGGACUUCUUCAAAUACAGACCUGACCGGAGACCGAACUUCUUCGAAUACAGACCUGACCGGAGACCGAACUUCUUCAAAUACAGACCUGACCGGAGACCGGACUUCUUCAAAUGCAGACCGGAGACCGGACUUCUUCAAAUGCAGACCUGACCGGAGACCGGACAUCUUCAAAUGCAGACCUGACCGGAGACCGAACUUCUUCAAAUACAGACCUGACCGGAGACCGGACUUCUUCGAAUACAGACCUGACCGGAGACCGGACUUCUUCAAAUUCAGACCGAACCUCAGACCUGAUUUCUUUAAAUAGACCUGACUUCUUCAAAUACAGACUUCACCGGAGAGCUGAUUUCUUGGUCAGUGACAGCAAAGUGGACGAGUGUUUUAAAUCUCAGGUCACUGCUACUUCUCCUUCUACCGUGGAGUCAAUCCAACUGUGAGAGGUUGCUUUUUCUUCAUCACUGUAAAAUGUAUCCCCCUUAUUGUCCUGCUUGUCAGACUGUGUUACAUGGAAGCCAGACCCUUUUUGAGUUAAAGCAAUGUCUGAAAUGGGCCCCCUAUUCCCUACGUAGUGCAUAGGUCUCUGGUUGGAAAUAGUGUACUAUCUAGGGAAUAGGGUGUAGCCAUAGCGUCCUGAGUGAUGAGAUUAUACUUUCUGUUUUUGUAAUUUCUGAUUUCUCAAGAUUUUGCUGCGGGCGGGAUUAUUAUAACUUAAUAAGGAAGUGGGUUGAUUUAACCUGUACAUACUGUAUAGUUUUACUAUGAUCUGUACAUACUGCAGAAUAAACCAAUGAAAUGUU
Molecule: messenger RNA, 3443 nt
Organism: Oncorhynchus kisutch (coho salmon)
Lineage: Eukaryota; Metazoa; Chordata; Actinopteri; Salmoniformes; Salmonidae
Product: E3 ubiquitin-protein ligase synoviolin-like
Exons: 16
Coding region: 286-2178 (630 amino acids)
Biological process (GO): ERAD pathway; proteasome-mediated ubiquitin-dependent protein catabolic process
Cellular component (GO): endomembrane system
Molecular function (GO): ubiquitin protein ligase activity
Source: RefSeq, a predicted model, not a curated record